AUGAAUGGCAUCACCAAAAGCCGCUUCGAGGUGUUUUCAAACAGUGAUGAAGCUCCCAUCAACAAGAAGCUUCCCAAAGAGCUUCUACUUAGAAUAUUUUCCUAUCUAGACGUGGUUACACUAUGUAGGUGUGCCCAAGUAUCAAAGGCGUGGAAUGUGCUGGCCCUGGACGGCAGCAACUGGCAGAAGAUCGACCUCUUCAACUUUCAGACAGACAUUGAGGGCCGGGUGGUGGAGAACAUUUCGAAGAGAUGUGGGGGCUUCCUGAGGCAGCUGAGCCUCAGGGGCUGCUUGAGUGUGGGUGAUGCCUCAAUGAAAACAUUUGCACAGAAUUGUAGAAAUAUAGAAGUGUUGAAUUUAAAUGGUUGCACCAAGAUCACGGACAGCACCUGCCUCAGCCUCAGCAAGUUCUGCUCUCGACUCAAACACUUGGAUCUCACAUCGUGUGUGUCCAUCACCAACCACUCCCUCAAAGCCGUCAGUGACGGCUGCCGAUUACUGGAGAUGUUGAACUUGUCUUGGUGCGAUCAGAUCACACGUGACGGUAUCGAGGCUUUGGCGAGAGGCUGCUGUGACUUGAGAGCAUUGUUCCUCAGAGGCUGCACUCAGUUGGAAGAUGGAGCUUUGAAGCACCUUCAGAAACACUGCCCAAAACUAACCACCAUCAACUUGCAGUCCUGCACACAGAUAACAGAUGACGGCCUGGUCAGUCUUUGCAGAGGUUGCUCCAAGCUACAGUUUCUGUGUGUGUCUGGCUGCAGUAACAUCACUGAUGCCUCUUUAACUGCCCUGGGACUCAACUGUCCCAGACUUAAAAUACUAGAAGCUGCUCGAUGUUCCCAUGUUACCGACGCUGGAUUUACUAUUCUUGCACGAAACUGUCAUGAGCUUGAAAAAAUGGACUUAGAAGAAUGUAUUUUGGUGACAGACAAUACUUUGGUUCAACUGUCCAUCCACUGCCCUCGGCUGCAAGCAUUGUCAUUAUCUCAUUGCGAGCUGAUCACAGACGAUGGGAUCAGAGCUUUGAGCAGCAGCGCCUGCGGACAAGAGCGCCUCACGGUGGUGGAGCUGGACAACUGCCCCCUCAUCACAGACUUAACACUGGAGCACCUCAAGAGUUGCCAUCGUCUGGAGCGCAUAGAACUGUAUGACUGUCAGCAGGUCACGCGGGCUGGCAUCAAGCGCAUUCGGGCCCAUCUUCCUGAGAUCAAAGUCCAUGCAUAUUUCGCUCCAGUGACUCCGCCUCCCUCUGUGCAUGGAGGUGGCCAGCGCCUGUGCCGCUGCUGCAUCAUCCUCUGA
Messenger RNA from Knipowitschia caucasica, 1299 nucleotides. Lineage: Eukaryota; Metazoa; Chordata; Actinopteri; Gobiiformes; Gobiidae. The record is from the annotation of a GenBank genome assembly.